AGUCAGGCCCAUUUUUUCAGCUUAGGCCCAUUAUAAAGUGAGGCCCAUUUGUUCAACUUAGGCCCAUUAGAAAGUGAGGCCAGUACUUCUACAUCAGAGGCCGGCAGGAGGAGACGAGAAAGCUCCGUCAUCCUCAAAUGCAGUCCCUCGCCACACCACACACCAUCUCUCUUCUUCUCCCCGGCCCCGGGACCUCUCCGUCUCGUCUUUCUCCCUCUCUUCACUCCAUUGUUUUCCCCACACGAUUACGCUCUCUUUCCUAUUCUUCUCAGACGUCGAUCCUCCCCGAUGCCGGCGAUGAUUUCAUCGUCGGUGACUGUCUCGUCUACGAGGACGGCGUCUUCGAAGACCCUUACCUUGAGACGGAGGUCACUCAGGUUGCGAAGCAGAAGAGGAAUCCGCGGGGUGGGGCCAAGAGAUUAGAUGAAUCCGAGAUUGAGCCCGAGAACCUCGUGCCGGAGGAAUGGAGGGAUAUUCAGGCGGAGGUGAAUCUGACCAAGAAGGACAAGCGCAAGAUAGCGCAGGAGAUGGAGUUCGGGGUUCGGGUGGAGAAGAAGAGACAAGGGCUGAUUCCGCUGAGGAACGUCGACUUGAAUGACUUUCUGACCUACAAGGAAGCCAAGUUGGCUCAAUUGAGGCCUGUCACUCUCGAUAAACCGGGCAAUUUCUCCGACCAUGCAGCGUCAAGCGAUGGAGAGACCGCUGUAUCACCUUCCAGCGAGCGAGUGGCUCCUAAGAACCCUAGAUGGGCAGUUUACGGCAAGGGAUUCGACCACGUUGCCAAGUUCUUCAAUAGCGACAAGUACGAUCCCAGCGUCAAGAAAUCCGACGGCCCUCGAAAGCUUCUUUCAAAAGAAGAAAAGUUUAUGCUCAAUAGCCGGAAUCCUGACCUAGCAGUUGCCACAUCAAAAAAAUGGCUUCCUCUUCACACGCUGGCAGCAUCUGGAGAGUUUUAUCUGGUUGAUUCCUUGCUAAAGCACAAUCUUGAUAUCAACGCAACCGACGUGGGCGGCUUGACAGCACUUCACCGAGCAAUCAUUGGCAAAAAGCAGGCUAUUACCAACUACCUGCUGAGGGAAUCGGCAAAUCCAUUUGUUCUUGAUGACGAAGGUGCGACCUUGAUGCACUAUGCUGUGCAAACAGCAUCAGCUCCCACAAUAAAACUUCUCCUACUGUAUAACGCUGAUAUAAACGCUCAGGACAGGGACGGGUGGACUCCCCUGCACGUUGCAGUACAGGCCAGAAGAAGCGACGUUGUAAAGCUUCUUUUGAUAAAAGGGGCGGACAUAGAAGUGAAGAACAAGGAUGGGUUAACUCCGCUUGGGCUUUGCCUCUACCUUGGAAGAGAGACAAGGACAUAUGAGGUGAUGAAGAUGUUGAAAGAGUUUCCAUGUAGCAGACACAAGAAGAGAUUGAUAACAACCGAUGAAGCGAUAGAAUAGUCGUCUUAAUUGCAGCUUGAAGCACACUCACUUGUGAGAAAACCGGAAAAAACGAAGAUGGAGGCAAAGGUUAAGUGGAGUGGGUCCAGUCUCGCACUUGCUUAAAUUUGGUUUGUUGUUAAUCUUAUCCAUCGGUUUAACUGGUUUGAUGUACCUUGAGCUAGAGGAGUAAUAAUGUUGUUGUGUUGUUAUAAUCUAAAAUUAUGUAUGCAGUAGUGUCAGCGCAAUUGGAAAUUAUAGGUAGUCAAAAAUGAGGAAUUCAUGAUAUUUAAACUUGA
Molecule: messenger RNA, 1720 nt
Organism: Arabidopsis lyrata subsp. lyrata
Lineage: Eukaryota; Viridiplantae; Streptophyta; Magnoliopsida; Brassicales; Brassicaceae
Product: ankyrin repeat domain-containing protein, chloroplastic
Exons: 7
Coding region: 138-1442 (434 amino acids)
Biological process (GO): protein targeting to chloroplast
Cellular component (GO): chloroplast outer membrane
Molecular function (GO): protein binding; chloroplast targeting sequence receptor activity
Source: RefSeq, a predicted model, not a curated record